AUGCAAAGUUUCGUCAUGGAUAAUUUCCAGGAUAAAUCUGAAAAUUCUCUGAUGGAUUUCAGUUUUGAGAACAUUGGUACGACUAUCGGAACAGAGAGUACGCUCGAUAACAAAUCGGGAACAGCAGAAAAUCGAGAAGAUGAUUUAGUGGUCACUAACCAGGAUCCAGGCUCUAAGGUUAAAGAUAGUGAUGUUUUUGAUGAGUGUAUGCCAAUGAUGCAAAGCACGUAUAGAGAGGAGCAGUUUAAUGAUAGAGAUGAACCAUUUUCGGUGGUCGAAUCUGCAGUUACGCGAGAUGUUAUCAGCAAGCCAAGCAAACCUGAAAAGGUCGAUGAAGUUGAAAGUGACUACAUGAAUCCGUACGCCAGCAUACGAUCGCAAAAAGACGAAAAAUCUAGUGUCCCGGAGGAAUCGGCGGCUGCAACAUUUGAUGAAGUUGCUGCCGAAUUACCACCAGAACCGGAAAUUCCAGUGAUGAGCAAUGUUUCCAAUGUUUUCCAACAAGAAACGGGCCCAGUUGCAUCCGAACCAGGUAACGAAUGCAUAAAGAUCGAGCAAAUGUUCAAGGAAUAUGGUCUGGAUGCUUGGUUCAAUCCAGCCAGACUACACCCAAAAGUGGAAUCUCUUAUUUACUGGCGUGAUGUGAAGAAAUCCGCGGUAGUAUUCGGUGGCGGUCUUGCUAUCUUGCUGGCGAUGUCGCUUUUCUCCUUGAUCAGCGUGUUUUCGUACCUCUCGUUGCUGGCCCUAGCAGGAACAAUAUCGUUUAGAAUCUACAAAAAUGUUCUUCAGGCAGUUCAGAAAACCUCCGAGGGCCAACCAUUCAAGGAGUACUUGGACAUGGAUCUCACAUUGUCGCAAGAGAAAGUGCAACAAUUGACUACUGUAGCAGUGGCCUACGUGAAUGCAUUGUCGACUGGACUGCGUCGCCUGUUUUUGGUGGAGGAUCUCGUUGAUUCUAUUAAGUUCGGAGUAUUAUUGUACUGGCUCACGUAUGUGGGAGCAAUUUUCAACGGCAUUACCUGCGUUAUGAUUGGAUUCGUAGCACUGUUCACCUUGCCAAAAGUAUAUGAAAACAACAAGCAAUCGAUUGACACUCAUAUAGAGAUGGUUCGAAGCAAACUCCAAGAAAUCACAGAGAAAGUAAAAGCAGCCGUACCACUGGGAAAGAAGGCGGAAACUGAUAAAAAUAAGUAAAGAUGUACUUUUUCAGCAAUUUGAAUCUUUUUUGAAGGCACAACCGCCGUCGGUGAAACGAAUAUUGCUAAGCAGGAUAUUAUUAGCAUUCGAAUAUUUACUGUUGUUUGUGAAUUGCUUUCAAGGUUUUACGCAAUAUUUCCGUUUUGAAUUCGCUUUCUAGUACCAUCAUAAAAAGCGUGAAGGGAUACAAAUCAAAAUUUUACUGUGCAUAGACUUCCUUAUAAAUAUAUGUAUGUAUUUGUGCAUAGACUUCCUUAUGAACAGCAUUCAUAACGCCGGUUCUGAUUAUUGGCCAAACGAACAACAUGCAGCCGUGGAUGUUUGAAUACGAAUGAAAUCGUCAUUGAGAUUAAGUGGUCCGCUGUGUAGCAGAAGACGUCGUGUUAUUCUCUAAAGAAAAUAUAAAACACUUUGAAAUUGCGUGUGAUUAUAAUGAAAUUGAGCGUUAAGCAUGCUUUGUUGCCAAGGCCGUGAGUGCCACGUUUUGUUUUAAAAAUUGAAUUGCGUCCUGUGAGUAUUUUAAAUCAUCGUUGGUUUAUACGUGUAUUGUUUCGCUAAGCCUUUGUUUCGACAAAAAAAGUUACAUGUCACAAAAAGAGGUGAAAGCUAGCUGUAGGCUGAUGCAACACUCCAUGUAGAAUUUACAGCACAUGCUUAAAGUACACUAUAGAAACAUUGGAAAUCAAUAUUGCAAAUCUCAAAUAUGGAUUAAAUAUACUGGUAAUAAUCACAACAGCAUUAAACUAAAUGUUUCGCCAUAGCUAGAAAAUAAAACUACAAACAUUUCUAUCUUACGCACCGUUGUUUUACUUGUGAAAAAUCAAAGCUCAAAUAGAGUAUUUGAGCGUGUCAAAUAUUGGCAUGUAUAAAAAAAUGUUUAUAUUACCUCUUUUAAUUUUGAUUUCAAUGGGCAAAGUGCUGUCGUCUUCUUUUGCAGAUAGGUGUUGAGGCUGUACUCUUUCAGUUGCAGAUCAUUUACUGGAAACGAAACAAGUGCUAUUGAAGACUUAACAUUUGAAUUGGGCCAGUAGGAUACGAACACGUGUCACCUGAGUUAGAGUCGGUACAAUUUUUUUAUUGUAACAAUCAAAUUCGAUCGUUUACUUUCCAUGGAUGUGUUAAAUAAAUGGUUGCCUCCCCCCGGCCAAAUUUGAGAAAGCAAUUUUUGUCACGAGUUACCGAACGAUAUGAAUGUCGUAGAAUCAAUGCUGUAAUAUAACGGCAAAGUACACCGUAUCGAAAAUAUAAGUAAUAUGGAAAGUGAGUAACAUGUGAUAACAUUUUGGAUUAUUCUCUAACGAAUCUAAACUCCAU
Anopheles nili is the source of this 2511-nucleotide messenger RNA. RefSeq names its product reticulon-1-A (gene Rtnl1). The transcript has 6 exons. The record is from RefSeq and is a predicted model, not a curated record. The coding region runs from base 1 to 1194 and encodes 397 amino acids. NCBI's taxonomy places the organism in Eukaryota, Metazoa, Arthropoda, Insecta, Diptera, Culicidae.